GCGUUUUAUCAUUUCUUGAGUACUGAAUGUAGUUCGAUACAGUACUAUUACGAUGAUACCAGCUUCUAUACGGCUAUUUCGACGGUCACUGAAAAGGGUUCGCCCAAUAAUGUGUACGAUUGCCCGUGGUUUUGUGGCCGCCAUCUUAGUUUCUUCGCCACGUGCAAAAGGUUUCUUCUCGUCAAGGCUGCAAUAUUAUGCGAAUUCAACCUGCAGCUUCCAACAGAUCCGUUUAUUUAUUUCUGGUGACAUCUCUUUAAAUCCUGGCCCGCUUACCCGGUCUCAGUCUGCGUAGUAGAAAGAUAUUUCAGAUCGACUUUACCCAACUCUGCAUGGAGAUCUCUUCUUCUAAAGGCCUUAGAAUAAGUCAUUUGAACGUUAAUGGUCUUCUGGGCAAGAUUCAUGAAGUUAAGGUAUUAUUACUCACCUUAAAAUUCGACGUUUUCUGCAAUCACUGAAACCCAUCUCCGAUGCAGAACUAAGGAUGCCGAUAUUUAUAUUCCUGACAACAAAAUCGCUAGACGUGACAGGUCGGAUGGUCGGAAAGGUGGAGGAUCUGAAGACCUAAAUGCAUACGAUUCGAGUGAAUUGUCCUCUAAUUCAUCUCUAGAAGCUGCUUGGAUUGAUUUAUCUCUCCAUUCCCAGCGACUGUUGAUUGGUUCAAUCUACAGACCCCCUGACUGCUCUUCUUUCUUCGACGAGUUUUCCGAGGUAAUGGAAAUUUUAUGGCGAAAUCGUUCCAAUAUCAUCUUACUGGGAGACUUCAAUGUUAAUUUAUCAUCCUCGUGUGACCUUUCUUUAAAAAGGAAAUUCACGAGCCUACUUUGUAAAUUCAAUUUAAAGAACGUUAUCGACGUCCCCACCAGA
Porites evermanni is the source of this 867-nucleotide messenger RNA. The record is from the annotation of a GenBank genome assembly. NCBI's taxonomy places the organism in Eukaryota, Metazoa, Cnidaria, Anthozoa, Scleractinia, Poritidae.